AUGACAAUACGUCCAGCAACACACGCAGGCUCAUGGUACUCUAACAGGACCCAAGAAUUAUCUCAACAACUACGUACCUACCUAACCAAGAGUACAAUCAAAGGCCCGGUUCAUAAGGCCCGGAUUAUAAUAUGCCCUCAUGCCGGUUAUAGGUAUUGUGGACCCACGAUGGCCUUCUCGUACGCAUCAUUGGAUUUAAACAGUAACAUAAAAAGAAUAUUCAUACUGGGACCAUCACAUCAUAUCUAUUUUAAAAAUCAAGUACUGAUUAGUGCAUUCAGUGAACUGGAGACGCCCUUAGGUAACUUGAGAGUGGAUAGUGACUUGCGUAGAACAUUAAUACAGAAGGAGCACCCUCCCAACGGAAGGAAGCUGUUCAAGUUGAUGGACCAUGAUACUGAUAUGGCUGAACAUUCUUUAGAAAUGCAGCUACCCAUGUUGGUGGAAACUUUAAAAUGGAGAGGAAUUUCUCUAGAUGCGGUUGAAGUAGUACCUAUGAUGGUUUCUCAUAACAGUAUUGAUGUUGAUCGUUGCAUUGGUGAAAUUUUAUCAGAAUAUAUCAAGGAUCCAAGCAACUUAUUUAUUGUAAGCAGUGAUUUUUGUCAUUGGGGCCGCAGAUUCCAGUACACUGGGUACGUCGGAAGCAAAGAAGAGUUGAAUGAAGCCAUCCAAGAGGAAACAGAGGUGGAAAUGUUAACUGCUAGGAGUAAACUGUCACAUCAUCAAGUGCCUAUUUGGCAGUCUAUUGAAAUCAUGGACAGGUAUGCGAUGAAAACCCUAAGUGAUACCCCAAAUGCUGAAAGAUACGAUGCCUGGAAACAAUACUUGGAAAUCACUGGAAACACCAUAUGUGGCGAAAAACCAAUAAGUGUAGUACUAAGUGCUCUAUCCAAGAUCGGUGAGACCGGUACUUCCAAUAUUAAAUUUCAAUGGCCCAAUUAUUCACAGAGUUCUCAUGUGACAAGUAUUGACGAUAGUAGUGUCAGUUAUACUUCAGGGUAUGUUACUAUAGAAUAG
Saccharomyces mikatae IFO 1815 is the source of this 1017-nucleotide messenger RNA. It is a transcript of the gene MHO1, whose product is annotated as Mho1p. Lineage: Eukaryota; Fungi; Ascomycota; Saccharomycetes; Saccharomycetales; Saccharomycetaceae. The record is from RefSeq and is a predicted model, not a curated record. The coding region runs from base 1 to 1017 and encodes 338 amino acids. The transcript has a single exon.